Messenger RNA from Brassica rapa (field mustard), 537 nucleotides. RefSeq lists its product as uncharacterized. Lineage: Eukaryota; Viridiplantae; Streptophyta; Magnoliopsida; Brassicales; Brassicaceae. The record is from RefSeq and is a predicted model, not a curated record.
AUGCAUGGGGAAGUGUAUACCUGGAUCAAAUUGCGUGUAGGUGAUGGAGAAAAUUGUCGCUUCUGGAAAGAAGACUGGUCCCCCUUUGGAUCACUGCAAGACUACUUUUACAGCACAUCAGCCUCGAGGCAGGGUAUUCCUAUUGAUGCUACUCUGUCGGAUCUCAAUCGAUCGGGCAACUGGGCUCUUCCUAGAGCUCGCUCGGAGGCUAUGUUACAAGUUCAAACAGCCCUAACAACUAUGUCCCUGCAAGAAGGAUUGGAGGACGGUUAUGAUUGGAUUGUUGCAGGCGCCCUUACUACCAGUUACAAAACUACAGAUGUUUAUUGGGAGCUAAAAGGAGUAGAAGCAAAAGAACCUUGGGCAGCCAUUGUCUGCACAAAAGGAGGUAUCCCUAAACACAGCUUUCUGGUUUGCCUGAAUCUAGAGAUCACUUGUUCUUCCAAUGCCCUUACUCAUGGAGAAUCUGGUCGGAGAUGGCUCAAAGAUGUUCAUUCAUCCCCUCACAAUCCUGGCAGACAACUCUUAAUCAACUGA